UGUAGGAUGGUGUGGCUUCUGGAUGAAGAGUACGACAGGGAGCACCGGGCUGUUCAUAUGACGGAGAGGGGAACGGAUCUUCACCCUUUGAAGAUUCGUUACCAUGGCACACCGGAUAUACCUUAUGACGAGAGGUACACGGAGUUCAUCCGGCCUACCGGUCUUAUGCCGUUCAUAUCCCUUGUAAGCCGUGGGGGGCCACACAUGAACCCCUCGGCACUCACCGCCCUUGUCGACCGGUGGAGGCCGGAGACUCACACCUUCCACUUGAGGGCCGGCGAGAUGGCCCCUACUCUGCAGGAUGUUUCCAUGAUCCUUGCACUACCUAUUCAGGGCGAGCCACUGUGUAUGAACACAGCUUCUGAUGGGUGGCGCCAGCAGAUGCAGGGGCUUAUUGGCAGGGCUCCUCCGCCGCCAGAAAAUCCAAAGGAGAGAGUUCCCGCCGGCGCGUCUUUCUCUUGGAUCAGAACUAACUUUGCAGAAUGCCCCAUAGAGGCCGACGAGGACACUCGGAGGACGUACGCCCGCGUGUACUUAUGGUACAUGAUUUCCAGGACUCUCUUUCCUGACAGUGGGGGUAAGCUGGCCCAUUGGUGUUGGCUGAAGGCGCUUACGGUGUUGGACGCACGGUGGAGUUGGGGAACAGCGGCACUUGCCUACCUCUACCGGCAGUUGGACGAAGCUUGUCGCAGGACUGGGAGCAAGACUGGGAGCGGCGGUAUUGGUGGAUGCAUGCUCCUACUUUCCGUAUGGAGCUGGGACCGCCUAUCAGUUGGGCGUCCCAGCGUACUCAACGAGACGCCAUGGCCUCAUUUCCCUCACUUUCCUGAUCGGGAGCCCACUUGGGCAUACCUUUGGGACAAUGUCUCGGAGAUGACGAGCGAUCCAAUGAUCAUGUAUAGGCAGUACACUGCGGAGUUGGACACUCUUACCGCUGAGCAGGUGGAAUGGGAGCCAUAUGGUAGCUACUACCGUAUUGGCGCGGCGAUGACUGACCUAAACCCCAAGUGCACGGAGGAGGCGCGGUUCUGGCGUAUGCGCUGCCCACUCAUAUGCAUGUGGCUUGUUGAACACCACCAGCCGCAAAGAGUGAUGAGACAGUUUGGGCUGUAUCAGGAGUGCCCACCAAUGUGGCAAGACACGGACAAGGCGCUUCACAGGCUUGAUAGGCAGCGGCAGAGGAAGAUCACAAAUUGGCCAGUCCAUCAUAGCGGCCACAUCACAGCGUUCCAACACUGCUUGGAAGCGGCACGGAAUGCUGGCCCUGAGCAGAUUGUGCCUCACGACUUCACCGCUUUCAACAACUACCUCGAGUGGUUCCAUCAGAACACGCGUAUCGAGUUAGUGAAGCGCGCGUAUCGUGAAGAGAUCUUGGACGACCCCAUCCAGUUCGAUGAGGUUGGGCAAAGCCAGCACGACACUUUUGCUCGCAGAGGGAGAUCGACUUCUAUUGCUUCCGAGCUGAACUUCGUGCGGGAGGAGAUCCAGAAAACAGCUGAGGAGUGCGAGGUUGUGUGGGAGCAGAGCCACACAGAUGAAAAGCCUGUCGGACCGUUGCGGAAUUUCGUUAAGAACACUGCACGAAAGAUGCGGCGGUUAGCGAACUUGCUAGGUUGCCGCGAAGGCGAAAUCCCUACAUCCUCCUCUUCUGAAGAACAUAUUCCUCCUGAGGACGACCUAAUUCUGAGUCAAGGCGUACUUCCGAAGCUUACCUCCAAGCAACGGUCAGCUUACCAGUUGAAGCCAAGGGGCAAGGCUCCAAACCGGUACACUCCGGAAGAUUAUGUCAACCGAGGAAAGAAGGUUGUCACUGAGGAGGAUGACGGGCCGCCGCGGAGAUCAGCUAUGUCGAGGAUGAGGAACGACGAGCCGUUCUCUUCAGAGGAGGAGGAGGAGGAGGAGGAGGAGGAGGAGGAGCAGGAGCAGCAGCAGGAGCAGCAGCAGCAGGAGCAGCAGCAGGAGCAGCCAAGGCAGCGGACGAAGAGGAUGGCCGUCCGGAAGCAGCCCAUGAGGACGACACGUCGAGGACGACACUAGGAUGUGCUCCGUGUUGUUGUGAACUAUAUCUUCAUAAGUAUCGAUUUGUGAACCCUAUGUCAUUUCGAACCAUGGUCUGUAAUGCUACUUGUUGUUUGAAUCUACGUGCUACAAUGUGACCUAUGAAGUGUUAUAUGUGUAUGUCAUGAAAUU
Lolium perenne is the source of this 2190-nucleotide messenger RNA. Its product is annotated as serine/threonine-protein phosphatase 7 long form homolog. NCBI's taxonomy places the organism in Eukaryota, Viridiplantae, Streptophyta, Magnoliopsida, Poales, Poaceae. The record is from RefSeq and is a predicted model, not a curated record. Gene Ontology annotation, biological process: meristem development; meristem maintenance.